AUGGACCACAAAAAUAGGCAACGUGAGUUUUUUUUUUGGUUUUUUUGCAGAGUUUAUUGAGGAUCAUGGAUAUAAUACAUGUUUAAAAGUUAACCACAGUUUUUUUUAACGUAUUAGAUAUCAGGCGACGUGAAAACUAGGAUUUUCGUUCUCGUUGUUUUCAUUUCCAUGAAAAUUAGUAAUUUAAUUUGAGCAGAAAUGAAGUUUUUCGCCUUAUGAGAGAAUUUCGAAAAUUUACAACUGUCAUUUUUGUGGAGUUUCAUGAUUUCCCUUAAAGUUCAAGAUUUUUUCAUUGAAUAGGACUAGAUUUUAUACUAACUCCAAUCAUAAGACUUACCGUAGCUCAGCAGUAAGGAGAAAAUAGUUUGUUCAAUUUUGGACUGGUUUUCCAUGAUAAUCAGAAUCAGCUAGUCUCGGACUGAUAAGAAGCACUAACUGACAAUGUGAAUUAGCAAUUGAGUUUGUCGUAUUUUUUGUGAGUUUUGAUUUCGAAGGGUCCGGUUAGGCUUAUAUUGAUUCAAUAAGUAUGGGAUCGAUGGCUAUAUUCAAAGUCAAAGCUCCAUGGGCAAAGUCGGAAAGAAGUGAAAAAAUGGUGAAAAAAAAUAUAAAUAUUCCUUUCUUGCUCUCUCUUUUGCGCCGUUUCAUAGGCUAACAUGCACAAUUUUGCUGCUUGUCUCUUUUUUCACCAUUUUUUUGCGUCUUUAAAAUCCUAGAAAAAAUAGCAGGCUCAAUAAAGGGACUCUAUUUACUGCCGUUUCGCGGCCUUUUUCAAGCCUCUCCCUUUUAGUUAUUGCGAGCUAUUAGGAUUAUUUGAAUUGAAAUUUUUCUUUUUAGGGACUUUUUGCAAGGAAGUGGUGAAUUCGUUUACCAUGGUUUACCCAAAAAUCGAUCAUAAAUGUCUCAAAAUGACUCUUCAAUAAUUUAUUCCUAACAUGUCAACAAACAUCUAUAAGAGUUUCGGAUAUGAAAAGUUUUCCAAUUAACAUUAUACCAUUUACAUUCCUAGAUGAACACGGUUACGCACUUUCAAAUCACGAAAAACGGACAUCAAAAUUAUCUUAGCAUGCUGGAAAAGUUGAUCAUUUUUUUUUGAAGAUAUUUGAGCUCGAAAUGGUUUAGGUCUACAUAUUCUUGAGUGCGGAUAAUUUCAAAAUUUCAAAAAAAAAUCAAAUAAAACUUUUUUGGGUGAUUUUUUUAGGUCAGGCUUUUUCCCUGAAAGUAGAAAGAACUUUAAGGGACUCAAUACCAGAUUUUUUUGAGAAAAAAAGCGCCGAAACCAUAAAUGAGAUGAGUCAGAUUGAUUGUAAUAUUACCUUUAAGCCCCGGGCGGUACCGUUGGCAGCUUUGGACCAAGCCAGCUCAUCGGGCGCUUCCAGCUCCCGGCAGCCCCAGAGCGUCGCUUCUCCCGACGACAUGCCCGGAGGAUCGGGCACCUUCUUCGAUCCGGUGCACCAGGUUGAGAACUUUCCUUUUGAAACAGUCCGACCCGUCUGCGCUCUCUUUUCCCUCGCCGACUUUAGAAAAAGAUAAUCUUGUCGGAUGCGCUAUAGUCUUUUUCGCGUGUCUGCGUCUCUCUGUUCUCUCACCACCGAGGUUAGAGAAAAAUAAAAAUAAAAUGGCUCUUCAAUAAUUUAUUCGUCACAUGUCAACAAACUUUUAUAUGAGUUUCGGUCAUGAAAAGUUUUCCAAUUACCAUUAUACCAUUUACAUUCCUAGAUGAACACGGCAAACUCAUUUACCAAUUUCUUGAGGACAACCGAAGUAAUCGCAACUUUCAGAUUCUUAUUGGCGGAUAAAAAAAAAGAAGGAAAAAUGAUGAGUUGCACGGCUUUCGUCCAGAUCCUUGGCACAUUAUAUCUCCAGCAGUUGAAAACUUCAGUGGAGGAGUCCAGAAAAGAAGUAUGUGGUUUUUUUUAACUUAAAAUUUUUAAAGUUAAUGAUGGAAUGGCUCUGAGAAAUAGCGGUCGUUUUUCCAAGCUUUUGUGAACAACUCAUUUUUCGAUGGCUAUUUAUUACGAACUAUUCUGUCCUCUACUUAGGAAUCUGUAGGGGUUAGGACAAGAAAUAAUAAUCCUUAUAGAGACCUAAAAAGUGGUCCCUAUAGGCGUUCAGGGUCUGACCCUUAGCCCCUGUAAGUUGAGUGGUCCUUAUAGGGGUCGUUCGAAAUCACUAAAAAAGGGUAUUUUAUUUUUGUUUAGUUGGUCGUGCAUAAGAAUCAUGUAAACUAUCGACUAGCUUUGAAAGCUUUAGAGAGGACCCUUCAAGGGUUCUUAGGUUGCCCCUAUGGAGACCACUCUGAAAUUCCUAAAGUUUCUCAGUCCAAGGGUAGAGAGAAGACGUUAUUAGUCGUUGAGAGAGCGCUGGGGAGAUGCCACUUUUAUAGGGGCUAUGAGGAGGCGGAGAUUCUGUCUGUCAAAGGCCUUAGGGUAGACGUCCUUUUAGAGGUCCCUCAUAGGCCCUCUGUGAAACCCUCUAUAGAGUCUCUCAAAAGUUUCUCAGGCCUAUACUUAUAACGCACUAUAGGCUUAUUUCUAUUCUCAAUAAAAAGUUUAUUAUCUUAUAGUACAAGGAAGUGAGGAUCACGCUUCGUAUGUGCCCCCACGAGACAAGGGUAUGUUUCCGUGGCAUCGAAUGA
Messenger RNA from Caenorhabditis auriculariae, 2635 nucleotides. The record is from the annotation of a GenBank genome assembly. NCBI's taxonomy places the organism in Eukaryota, Metazoa, Nematoda, Chromadorea, Rhabditida, Rhabditidae.